GCCGAAGAGGAUAGACUAUUGACAGCUGCUGCUAGGUAUUAUGAAAAGUGAAAACACUCGUCGAUCAUUGGAUUGUUUUUUUCGUUUCGAAUCAAUUCCAUAGAAUUCUGGACAAAUUUCCUGAUGGGAAAUAACAGAAAAGUGUCAUCAUGAACGAUAAUCGUAUACCAAUUGUAGAGCCUACUGUAGAUUACACAAAGGUUCCACCCAUUCAUCAGAAACGUACUGUAUCAUUCAUAAAUCAUUUUGUAGUCAAUACAGUAUCAUUCCUCAACAAAUUCGCAUUGAGCUGCGAAGAACGACUUUUUGAAUUUGAAAAUAAACUUCAGAGGAUCGAAGCUGCUCUGAUAAUUCUUGAAUCCCGACUCGCAUCAAUACCUGGACUAGAUUCAGGUUCUGUGGAACCAACUGCCUGUGAUCCUAAGAAUGUUGAAAGUGACAAUAAACCACUGAUAGUAGAGCCAGAGAAACAAGAAGUGCCAGUAAACAUCGACGAGCUAGAUAAAAUCGAAGAAACAAAACCACAACCGGAAUUGGAAGUGCCAUCUGCAGAGCUUCAACCCAUAAACAAACAUCCACUUUAUGAAAAAUACUUUAAAAUGGUCAACGUCGGAGUCCCGAAAGCAGCUGUGAAAAUUAAAAUGACACAGGAAGGCCUCGACCCAUCUCUCCUCGAUGAUCCCCAACGACAAAUACCGAAAGCUGCUCGAGAUGCACAUCACGACGAAUAAAUCAAUAGUUUGUGUACUUUUUUACUCAAUGAAAUUAAUAAAUAAUAAACACAUGUUUAUAAA
Molecule: messenger RNA, 794 nt
Organism: Diachasmimorpha longicaudata
Lineage: Eukaryota; Metazoa; Arthropoda; Insecta; Hymenoptera; Braconidae
Gene: CCDC53
Product: WASH complex subunit 3
Exons: 4
Coding region: 150-731 (193 amino acids)
Biological process (GO): actin filament polymerization; exocytosis
Cellular component (GO): WASH complex
Source: RefSeq, a predicted model, not a curated record